AUGGCCAGCAUUGACUCGAAGGCCGACCCAACACUCGCGGAGGUGGAUGCAACCAAGCGCGAUGCCAGCGAUAGUGUCGCCGGCGUCGAAAGUACCGAAGAGCCCCCAUCCAAGAAGGCGCGAUUGGACGAGACACCGGAGAUGAAAGAAAAGCAGCAGGACGCUCGCGAUAGAGGAAUUGCUCCCAUCAAGGCAGAAUACCGAAUUUCAGCCGUCCCUCGGCCUGCUCAAGUUCCCGCGAAUGCCGACGACGCUGCUGAAGCAACUUCUCAUACCGAACGCGAGGAGGAAAAGAAGGACAGGAAGAAGAAAAAGAAGCCCACCGGCCAGAACACCAACCGUAGCUUCGGCUCCUCUAAAGAUGAAAAGGGCCUGUGCAUGUCCGUCGCGUUCACACCCGAAUUUUCCCCAAAGGAGUGUCAAUUCGGCGACAAGUGCCGGUUCGAACAUGAUCUCCGAACCUAUUUGAAGCAGUACAAGCGCGAGGACCUUACAACCUUCAACGGACUUUGUCCCGUGUGGGAUGCCCGUGGAACUUGUGCUGCUGGGUGGAGAUGCCGUCUUGUCAGCACUCACUCAACGGAAAGGGAGACCGAAGAUGGUAAGAAGGAGUUGAUUUUGCUGGAAGACGAGGAACGUAAGCAGAAGGCUCAGCUUUUGGUUCCAUUUGCAAAUGCCGACCGCAUGGUCAACAUAAUAUCCCAGGAGGAUAAGGUUGCCCUGGCGCGCAAGAAAGAAACUACACCUCGUGCGAACCAGUACAACGAAUGGCUCACUACGGCGGCUCAGGAAUUGGAGAAGUUUCUCCACGGCAAGAAAAAGGCCGAGAAGGUGCAGGCUGAGGCGAAUGGUGAUUCUGAGGAGCCCAAAGACGAAUCCAAGGAAGAGCCAAACGAAGGUUCCAAGCAAGUGUCUAAGGAAGAGCGGGAAGAGCACCGUGCUCAAUAUACCGAACCACCCUUCAUGCCAUCCGAGAAGCGGCGCAUCUACUUUGGUCCCGAAACCCCCACACUGGCGCCGCUGACCACGCAAGGAAAUAUGCCUUUCCGCAGACUCUGCACUGAUCUUGGUGCCCAAUUUACCUACUCUGAGAUGGCCAUGAGUAUGCCACUCAUCCAAGGUAACAAGUCCGAGUGGACCUUGCUUAAGGCCCACGAGUCAGAAAUGCUCCCGCCAAGCGUAAUCCCGGGAGACAAUAUUGUUCAAGGUUAUGACAACUCCAAAGAUUUCAAGUUUGGUGCUCAAAUCACGGCCAACAAGCCCUGGCAGGCAUUGAAGGCUACCGAAGUUCUGUCAAAGUUCACUCCGAACCUACGUGUGAUCGACCUGAACUGUGGUUGUCCCAUUGAGCUCGUGUUCCGCGAUGGUGCCGGAUCUGCUCUCCUUGACCAUCACUCUAAGCUGGAGAAGAUCAUUCGUGGUAUGAAUGCUGUUUCGCAGGAAAUUCCCAUUACGGUCAAGAUUCGCAUGGGAACCAAGGAUAACUUCCCUACGGCCCUUAAGCUCGUCGAGCGCGUUGUUCUUGGUGGUCAUGAGUCUAGCAUUUUGAACGUUGGUCCUCCUGGUGCCGCGGCCAUCACUCUGCACGGCCGGAGUAGACAGCAACGGUAUACUCGCCAGGCCGAUUGGAGCUAUAUCGCCGAUUGCGCCGCUCUCAUCAAGCGCUUGAAUGAAAAGAAGGACGAUAUCACCGACACCGUCCGAGAACCUGAUGCUCGUUAUCAACCGAACGGCGGCAGGACCUACUUCCUUGGGAACGGUGACUGUUACUCGCACGUCGACUACGACAACCACAUCAAGCACGCCGGCGUGGAUUCGGUUAUGAUCGCACGUGGUGCUCUUAUCAAGCCUUGGCUCUUUGAGGAGAUCCAGACAGGCCAGUACCUGGACAAAUCUGCCUCGGAACGUCUGGCUUAUAUUGAGAAGUUUGCCAAGUACGGUCUUGAGACCUGGGGUUCCGAUGAGCACGGCGUGGGUACCACUCGCCGGUUCUUACUGGAAUGGUUGAGCUUUGCUUACCGUUAUACUCCCAUCGGCUUGUUGGAAUACCUACCUCCAAAGAUCAACCACAGGCCUCCUGCCUAUCGUGGCCGCAAUGAGCUGGAAACCCUGAUGGCCAGCGGUAACUGCAAAGAUUGGAUCAAGCUCACUGAGAUGUUCCUCGGUCCCGCCCACCCAGACUUCAAGUUUGAUCCUAAGCACAAGUCCAAUGCUUACGAGGAAGCAGAGGGUACUCGCAGCGAGCUCAACCAACGAAUCAUGCCAUAUUUUGCGAAUGAGUACAGAUACAUUUGA
Penicillium argentinense is the source of this 2295-nucleotide messenger RNA. It is a transcript of the gene dus3, whose product is annotated as tRNA dihydrouridine synthase DUS3. The record is from RefSeq and is a predicted model, not a curated record. Gene Ontology annotation, biological process: tRNA processing. Gene Ontology annotation, molecular function: tRNA dihydrouridine synthase activity; flavin adenine dinucleotide binding; metal ion binding. The transcript is spliced from 4 exons. Lineage: Eukaryota; Fungi; Ascomycota; Eurotiomycetes; Eurotiales; Aspergillaceae. Bases 1 to 2295 code for a protein of 764 amino acids.